Messenger RNA from Lottia gigantea (owl limpet), 1365 nucleotides. RefSeq lists its product as hypothetical. The transcript is spliced from 3 exons. The record is from RefSeq and is a predicted model, not a curated record. Gene Ontology annotation, biological process: neurogenesis. Gene Ontology annotation, cellular component: cytosol. NCBI's taxonomy places the organism in Eukaryota, Metazoa, Mollusca, Gastropoda, Lottiidae. Bases 1 to 1365 code for a protein of 454 amino acids. Gene Ontology annotation, molecular function: protein binding.
AUGAUGAAGUCAAUCAAGAACACCCCACGUCGCAGCCCCCCACCCCCUCCUCCACCAUUACCAACUUCAAAAGUGAGCGAGGAUCACAACUGGCAAGCUACACAGACAACAGUUCGUGAGAGGAAUGCUGUCAUGUUCAACAAUCCUUUAAUGGCGGAUGUCCAGUUUACAGUUGGGGUAGCCCCCAACCAGCAACAGAUACCAGGUCAUAAAUAUAUCCUUGCUACUGGCAGCUCUGUGUUUUUUGCCAUGUUUUAUGGAGGUUUGGCCAGUGAGACUAAAGAAGUUGAUAUUCCAGAUGUAGAGCCACAAGCUUUCCUCAAUCUUCUUAGGUAUUUGUAUUGUGAUGAAAUCCAUCUAGAACCAGAUAACGUACUAGCAACAUUGUAUGCUGCUAAAAAAUACAUCGUGCCACAUCUUGCCAGAAUCUGUGUACGUUUUUUAGAGACGAGCCUCAGUGCACGGAAUGCCUGCGUGUUGCUGAGCCAAGGAAGGUUAUUUGAAGAAGUUGAAUUGAUGCAGAGAUGCUGGGAAGUCAUUGAUGCCCAGGCUGAAGAAGCCUUCAAGUCGGAAGGAUUUGCCGAGAUAGAUUACAAAACAUUGGAAACUAUCCUCAGUCGUGAGACUCUCAAUGCCAAGGAAUUGUCAAUUUAUAAAGCUGUUAGUCGCUGGGCAGACGCGGAGUGUAAACGACAAGGAAUUGAUUCAAAUGCAGAACAUCAACGAAAAGUUUUAGGCGAUUGUUUCAAAUUGUUACGACUACCUACCAUGACUCUGAGUGAAUUUGCCAAUGGCCCUGCACAAUCUGGACUACUGACUUUAGAAGAAGCCAAUUCAAUAUUUCUAAAUUAUACUGCCAGACGUAAACCACAAUUAACUUUUAAUAAAAAUCAUAGAAAAGGUCUUCAACAAUAUCGUGUUCAUAGAUUCCAGUCCUCGGCUUAUCGUAGUAACCAAUGGCGAUAUAGAGGGCGCUGUGAUAGUAUUCAAUUCUCUGUAGAUCGUAGAAUAUUUGUGGCUGGAUUUGGUUUAUACGGAUCAAGCAAGGGCGCUGCAGAGUACCAAGUUCGAAUCGAAUUGAAGAAAAAUGGAUUGAUUUUAGGACAAAAUAUUACAAAAUUUAAAUCUGAUGGAUCCAGCAAUAUCUUCCCAGUAAUGUUCGACAAUCCAAUCCAAGUUGAAGCAGAGACAUUUUAUACUGCAAGCGCAGUUUUAGACGGGACUGAAUUGAGUUAUUUUGGACAAGAAGGUCUAGCGGAGAUUCAAUGUGGGAAAGUCGCCUUCCAAUUUCAAUGUUCUUCCGAUAGUACGAAUGGUACUGGAGUCCAAGGCGGACAAAUUCCAGAACUGAUUUUUUACUCCUAA